This is a messenger RNA of Uncinocarpus reesii 1704, 1035 nucleotides long. RefSeq names its product nitrogen metabolic regulation protein. The record is from RefSeq and is a predicted model, not a curated record. Lineage: Eukaryota; Fungi; Ascomycota; Eurotiomycetes; Onygenales; Onygenaceae. Bases 1 to 1035 code for a protein of 344 amino acids. The transcript has 2 exons.
AUGACACAAACGAAAACAAUUGCCGUUGUUAAUGCUGCCGGCCGUCAAGCAGCGUCGCUCAUCCGCGUUGCUUCCGCCGUCGGGUACCACGUGCGAGCACAGAUACAUUCGCUGGAGGGUGUGAUCCCGCAGGAGCUCAAGGGUCUCUCCAAUGUGACUCUUCUCAAAGGACCUCUGUUAAACAAUGACGCCCUGUUAAAUUCGUUGUUUGAGGGUGCACAGCUCGCCUUUAUCAACACCAUUUCACAAUCCGGCGAUGAGGUAGCUAUAGGGCGCGCUCUGGCUGACGCUGCGAAGCGGGCAGGAACAAUUCAGCACUAUGUAUACAGUAGCAUGCCUGAUCAUUCCAUCUACAACCCGCGCUGGCUCAGCUUGCCGUUGUGGAGCUGCAAGUUCGCUGUGGAAAACUAUGUGCGCCAACUAGGCCUCCCUGCUACAUUUGUGUAUGCUGGUAUCUACAACAACAACUUCACCAGCCUUCCAUACCCGCUGUUCUGCAUGGAAUUGACUGCCGACGGUGGGUUUGAAUGGCACGCUCCCUUCCAUCCCGAUAUUCCGCUCCCGUGGCUGGACGCAGAACAUGACGUUGGCCCCACGAUUCUACAAAUCUUCAAGGAUGGGCCAAAGAGAUGGAAUGGGCAUCGAAUUGCCAUGUCGUUUGAAACUUUGACCCCCAGGCAGGUUUGCGCUGCCUUUUCCCGGGCCCUUGACCGCCCCUGCAGAUACGUCCACGUCCCUAGAAUUGACAUCAGGGCCCCCAUUCCGGCCGGAUACCGUGCGCAACUUGAAGGGAUUGAGAUCUUAUUCGGACAGAUGCGCGCCCCUUUCUUCCCAAACCCGGAAUUCAACCAUCCGACCACCGGUCCACGUGCCGGUAAACCCAUCAUCCCAGAGCCGGAUCAAAAUGGCGUGGUUGCCUUGCCGCUUGUGGACGAAGCCAGGACGCUCUGGGAAGGGUGGAGGAGCAUGGAGGAAUAUGCUAGAGAAGUGUUUCCGGUGGAAGAAGAGGCAAAUGGUUUAGAUUGGAUGUUGUGA